Epinephelus lanceolatus (giant grouper) is the source of this 2891-nucleotide messenger RNA. It is a transcript of the gene oacyl, whose product is annotated as O-acyltransferase like. Lineage: Eukaryota; Metazoa; Chordata; Actinopteri; Perciformes; Serranidae. The record is from RefSeq and is a predicted model, not a curated record. Gene Ontology annotation, molecular function: acyltransferase activity, transferring groups other than amino-acyl groups.
AUGGCCCUGGGUUGGAUGGCGUUUAUUCUGUUUGGAGGGUGUAGUAUAGCGCUGGAAAAUACAAAGACCUUGACUGUGUCUCAAAGAUGUAUGAAGGACACCAACACGUUCCUCUGGGAAAUUAAGCAAGACAGGCCGAAGGAAUACGCUGUACUCAUGUACGAUGCAUUUGGAAAGCUGGGUAGCAAUGUUGAAGGAGGCAAUGCCAACCAGCCUGGCCUGUUGCAGCAGUGUCGCUCUGCACACGGUCCCGCCUUCUCUGGACAGUACUGCCAGGUGUUCCUUAGGCAGGGAACAGUCCAGUACUUUGUGGGCAUUUGUGUUCCUGACUCCUGUGGGGAAGAUGAUGUGGAAAUGCUGGUCCUGUACGGGAGACUGCAGUUUGGUAAGAUGUCCCUCAUCCCUCCUUUACCUCCCAUCCUGGUCAAUCAGUCCACUCAGGAGAUGAUCAUGACCCACUGCUUGCCCAACACCAUUGCCCCUGAUGCAUCAGAUGUCACCUGUCUGUUUGUGUGUUGUACAAUGGUAGCAAUUCCUCUUGCAGCUACCCUGUUUACAGCUAUAAUACGGUGGCACCGGAACAGAGAGGUCAGUCCAACAGCGGCGUCUUCCUGUUUAAACACUGGCCUGAACCUUUAUGGGACCCUGAAGACCAACAGCUCCUCCAGUAGCGAUAUAAAUAGCAGCACUUCAGAGGAAAAUAGUAGUCAAGGUACCAGGCGCACUCCACUGCGUUUUCCUCAAAGCUGUGUGUACCGGUGCCUUCAGGCGUUCUCUCUACAGACCACCAGCCAGGGUGUAUUAAGCACCUCCUCAUCCAUCCCAGGAGGAGGCUACUCCUCCCUUAAUGGCAUCCGUGUUCUCAGCCUGUUAUGGAUCAUGUGUGGACACUCUGCACAGUUCCCCGUAAUAAACAAUCUGGACAACUACAAAAACUGGAAGAAAACAGUUGAAAGCAGCCCUCUGCAUGUGCUCUCCAUCAGCGGGCCUGUUUUUCUGGCUGUGGACACCUUUUUACUGCUCGGGGGUCUGCUCAGUGCGAGGUCUCUGCUGGGCUCCAUCAACAGGGCUGAAGACAAACUGAGUCCCAGUUUGAUCGCUAACUACCUCUUCAGGAGGAUUAAAAGGAUUCAACCACUGCAUCUGUUUAUCAUGUGUCUAACCAUCAGCCUAAUCUCACUGAUUCAGUGGGGACCCUACUCGUUUCCAUUUAUAGAUGCGCUGAUGGAUUGUAAGACCUACUGGUGGGCUAAUUUGCUGUUGAUUAGUAACCUGCUCCCAGUCCAUGAGAUAUGUAUUCCUUGGACAUGGUACCUGUCUCUGGACUUCCAGUGUUAUGCCACCACUCCUCUGCUGGUCUAUUUUUACAGACUAAACAGAGGUGUGUUUGUGGUUGUCGCUGGAGGCCUCCUGCUGAUGACCACUGUGGUCAGUGCUGUUAUAACUGCACUCCUGCAGCUGCCGGUGUUUCAGCCAUCAACACUGACAUCUGAAAAUUACGUAUUGUAUUACUAUGUGAAACCCCACACAAGGUAUGGCCCUUUUUUAGUAGGAAUCUUGACUGGAAUAUACUUGACAACAAAGAAAAAUCAGCUGUUAAAGCAAAAGUGGCAGGCGGUGCUUGGUUGGCUCUGCUGUCUGUCACUCAUGGCUGUGGUGGUGGGAUUGGCAUAUGUCCUCAGGGAGACCCCAGCUCAUCCAUCUGUGCCACAUGCCCUCUACCAGGGACUGCACAGGCCACUCUGGGCUCUGGCUGUGACCUGGAUCAUAGUGGCCUGUGAGGAGGGUUACGGAGGUUUCAUCAAGAGCCUCUUGUCACAGGGUUUCUGGGUUCCUCUUUCUAACAUUAGCUUUGCCUGCUAUCUGACACAUCCUGUCUUCAUCAUCCUCUACAUCGGCUUGCAAGAGACCCCAAUCCACUACACAGACCUCAACUUUAUGUACAUGUUCCUUGGCCACCUGGUGCUCACACUGGUGGUCGGCUAUGUGUUUACUGUUCUGGUUGAGAAGCCUUACCUCCUCCUAAAAUGGAGCAGUACAUAACAAGACAAGUCAACACUCAAAAGACUGUAUACAGUUAACACCCUUAUAUUACUGUACAUUCUGUUUGCUUGUGCCUUGUAAGCUAUGCCAAUUGUUCCGUUCCGCUUUUGUAGAUAUUAAACCUGUUUGUUUCUAAAAAAGAAACCAAGAAAAAAGUCAGAGGGUUUUUUCUAUAGUGAUCUCUCAGGGUUUACAUUACAACUUUUACAUUGCAAACGGUAUCCUGCAGCCUACAGAAUAUACAAAACACAUUUAUCAACCUUGAAAGUGAUAAUGUAGAAAAUAUAUUGAAAAUGUUUUUGAGUUUUCAUCUCCACAAUCAAUAUCACCAACAAAUAAGUAAUGGGAAUUGGGAUACACUGAUCUGUGACUUAAGACGUAUGUGGGCCAGGGCCAUUUGCCCCUUCCCUACCUCCUACUCCCCUACUUCUGGCCCCCUUACUGGGACCAUCCUUGAACUCAGCCUUUGGCUCUUUCACACAUGCAUUGCAAACCUGAAAUUAUCUAGACAUUACAGAGAAGAGCUGUAUCUGAGAAUGCAAAUGUCCCAGUGUCAGUUCGAUCGUACAUUAAACUGACUUUACCUGCCAGCUCCCAAGUAAAAAGUCUACGUAAUGUCAGAAUGAGCUCAUGUGUAAAUUGCACAGCUAUUUGUCCAGAGAAUUCACAGCAAAUGAGUUGGUAUGUUGAUGACAUGAUGAUUUCUAUGAUGCAGCUUGCACAAAACUGGAAUAAAGUUUACAAUAAAGGGUGUAAUGGCAGAAGCCAAAAUCAUGAGACCAAUUCAAGGAUGACUCUGUUCUUUAUGACCAAAUUACAAACUGGCUACGUGACAUUGUAAUCCAUGU